AUGCAGCACCCGCUGGAAUUGGGCGCCGCGCGCUACUUCCCGGCCGAAGCCUUUCCCGACCACCGCUCCCACCGCUACCGCAGCUUCAUGAUCGAGGAGAUCCUCACCGACCCCCCGGACGCCAAGGGGGCCGCGCCGGCCGGCGAGCUGCUCAAGUUCGGGGUGCAGGCGCUGCUCUCUGCCCGGCCCUACCACAACCACCUCGCGGUGCUGAAGGCGGAGCCGGCCGCCGUGUUUAAGUUCCCGCUGGCUCCCCUGGGCUGCUCGGGGCUGGGCUCGGCGCUGCUGGCCGCCGGCUCGGGGCUGCAGGGCGGCUCCGCCUCGCCGCAUCUCCCGCUGGAGCUGCACCUCCGCGGGAAGCUGGAGCCGGGGCCCCCGGAGCCGGGCAAGGCCAAGAAGGGCCGCCGCAGCCGCACCGUCUUCACCGAGCUGCAGCUCAUGGGGCUGGAGAAGCGCUUCGAGAAGCAGAAAUACCUCUCCACGCCCGACAGAAUAGACCUGGCCGAAUCGCUGGGGCUCAGCCAGCUCCAGGUGAAAACCUGGUACCAGAACAGGCGCAUGAAAUGGAAGAAAAUAGUGUUGCAGGGGGGCGGCCUGGAGUCCCCCACCAAGCCCAAGGGCCGCCCGAAGAAGAACUCGAUCCCCAGCAGCGAGCAGCUCUCGGAGCAGGAGCGCGCCCGGGAUGCCGAGAAGCCGCCCGAGAGCCUGGGCUCGCCGGCCGAGGUCAGCCAGGAGGAGUGA
Poecile atricapillus (Black-capped chickadee) is the source of this 741-nucleotide messenger RNA. It is a transcript of the gene BARX1, whose product is annotated as BARX homeobox 1. The record is from RefSeq and is a predicted model, not a curated record. NCBI's taxonomy places the organism in Eukaryota, Metazoa, Chordata, Aves, Passeriformes, Paridae. Gene Ontology annotation, cellular component: nucleus. The transcript has 4 exons. Gene Ontology annotation, biological process: regulation of transcription by RNA polymerase II. Bases 1 to 741 code for a protein of 246 amino acids. Gene Ontology annotation, molecular function: RNA polymerase II transcription regulatory region sequence-specific DNA binding; DNA-binding transcription factor activity, RNA polymerase II-specific.